AUGAAGAGAGAACAACAGGAAUGGGAGAGACAGAAACAAGAGGAAAGAAGAAGAGAAGAAGAGGAAAAAGAAAAACACAAAUCUAUUGAACUUUAUGAGAGAAAACCAAGUCCAGAGGAUGAUGAUUCGGGAUGUCUGAGGAUCUUUCUGAUUGGGAGGACAGGAGAUGGAAAGAGUGCAACAGGAAACACUAUUCUAGGAAGGAAUGAGUUUCUGAGCCAAUCUAGCCCAGAUUCUGUGACGAAUGAUUUUCAGAAGGGCGUUGGUGAAGUUAAUGGUAGAAAAGUAGCUGUUGUUGAUACUCCAGGACUCUUUGACCCAACACUGUUAAAUGAACAAGUGCAGGAAUGUGUUUCACUGUCAGCACCUGGACCUCACGUCUUCAUCAUUGUGGUGAGAGUAAAUACCAAAGAGAAGAUCCCCACUAUCGAUCUGAUAAAGAAGAUGUUUGGUCCAAAGGCAGCACAGUUCUGCAUUGUUCUCUUCACUAGAGGAGAUGAACUUAAAGAUGAAUCUAUAGAAGAUUAUGUGAAGAGAAGCAACUCUGCAGAACUCAAGAAACUGAUCUCAGACUGUGGAAACAGAUUCUUGGCUUUUAAUAAUGAAGAAAAGGAAGAUUGCACUCAAAUUACUCAGCUAUUAAAUAUGAUAGAAGAGGUUAAAGAAUCUAAUCAGGACCGAUUCUUCACUAAUGAGAUGUUUGAGUAG
This is a messenger RNA of Xyrauchen texanus (razorback sucker), 708 nucleotides long. RefSeq names its product GTPase IMAP family member 9-like. Bases 1 to 708 code for a protein of 235 amino acids. Lineage: Eukaryota; Metazoa; Chordata; Actinopteri; Cypriniformes; Catostomidae. The transcript is spliced from 2 exons. The record is from RefSeq and is a predicted model, not a curated record. Gene Ontology annotation, molecular function: GTP binding.